Perognathus longimembris pacificus (Pacific pocket mouse) is the source of this 4353-nucleotide messenger RNA. RefSeq names its product E74 like ETS transcription factor 1 (gene Elf1). The transcript has 9 exons. Gene Ontology annotation, molecular function: sequence-specific DNA binding; DNA-binding transcription factor activity, RNA polymerase II-specific. Bases 996 to 2861 code for a protein of 621 amino acids. Gene Ontology annotation, cellular component: nucleus. Lineage: Eukaryota; Metazoa; Chordata; Mammalia; Rodentia; Heteromyidae. The record is from RefSeq and is a predicted model, not a curated record. Gene Ontology annotation, biological process: regulation of transcription by RNA polymerase II; cell differentiation.
GAAUUAUGCUUUAUGAUCACAUUGUUUUUUUUUUCCUAAAUGAAGAUUUGUCAAGCUUGUAAUUCUUUUUGAAAUCAUUUUACUAUGUUGGACUUCCUGUGCUGGAUUUUUAAAAAUAAUUCUAUUAACCAUAUUAAUUCACACUUACUUUUCCACUGAACUUUGGCUUUUCUAGUGGAUUUUAUCUGUUUAGAGGAUUUAUAAGUCUGUAUCUAGCAUUACAGUUUGCUUGCUUUUCCUGAUUGCAUAGCUGUAUAUCUCUUACAUAUAAGGGUUAAUGAGUAGCCAGAUUAGACUUACCCAAACCAUUGUUACAUGAAGAGCCAUGGCUCACUGACUUCCAUCAUCAUACUUAUUCCCCUUUACUUAAUAGAUUAAAAUAGCUUUUAAAAGUUGAGGUUUUAUUUUUAAAAAAACAACAACAUAUAAUUUGUAGUUUUGCUUCCCUGAAGAUUCUCAUAUUACUGUUAAUUUUCAACCGUGGCAGUUAACAUGUGUUUAGUAAUGGUUUAAUCUGCUUGCCUCCAGUCUUGUACCUCUUUCCCGUUUUUUACCUGUGGAUUUGCAUGUUUGACCUAGCAGAAUAAUUGGGUCCACAGCAACAUGGGCGUGCCGCCCUUAGAAACACUUAGUUUCAUGUAUGACUCAUAAGCUGAAGCACAGACACCACUUCCCCAAUCUACAGGAGCCAUUUUAACAGCAUAAAACUUGCUGGGUUGCUUUUCAUUUUCAAGCCCAAGGGACGGCGUCUAAAAAGAAAGAAAGUUUGAAGGCCCAGAAGGUUGAGAGAAGAAUAAUUUCAGAAGUACUGCCUUGGUUUGUUUAGAAUCAACGAAUCAAGAAGAUUUGAAGUAUCUUCCCUAAAGAAACGUGGGUAUCCUGUAAUUUUACAGACUUGACUGAGGGGUUUUUCCCGAACUGAUCGCUGGACUCUACUGCCUGAUACUUGAGUCUGUUUGGAUUGUUCCAUGUGGAUCUAAGGGGAAUGUUUUAUUAUGGCUGCUGUUGUCCAACAGAACGACCUCGUAUUUGAAUUCACUAGUAACGUCAUGGAGGAUGAACAUCAGCUUGGUGAUCCAGCUAUUUUUCCUGCUGUAAUUGUGGAACAUGUUCCUGGAGCUGAUAUUCUCAAUAGUUAUGCUGGUCUUGCCUGUGUGGAAGAGCCUAAUGACAUGAUUACUGAGAGCUCACUGGAUGUUGCUGAAGAAGAAAUCAUAGAUGAUGAUGAUGAUGAUGACGACGACGACGACGACAUCACCCUUACAGUUGAAGCUUCCUGCCAUAAUGAGGAUGAAACUAUUGAAACUAUUGAAGCUGCUGAGGCACUCCUCAAUAUGGAUUCUCCUGGUCCUAUGCUGGAUGAAAAACGAAGUAAUAACAUAUUUAGUCCUUCUGAAGAUGACAUUGUUGCCCCAAUCACCCAUGUAUCUGUCACGUUAGAUGGGAUUCCUGAAGUGGUAGAAACUCAGCAGGUGCAAGAGACCUAUGCAGACUCACCAGGAGCCUCAUCCCCAGAACAGCCUAAAAGAAAGAAAGGGAGAAAAACUAAACCACCACGACCAGAUUCUCCAGCUACUACUCCAAAUAUAUCUGUGAAAAAGAAAAACAAAGAUGGGAAGGGAAACACAAUUUAUCUUUGGGAGUUUUUAUUGGCUCUUCUCCAGGAUAAAGCUACCUGUCCUAAAUAUAUCAAGUGGACCCAGCGAGAAAAAGGCAUUUUUAAAUUGGUAGAUUCUAAAGCAGUAUCCAGGUUGUGGGGGAAACACAAAAACAAACCUGAUAUGAAUUAUGAAACCAUGGGAAGAGCACUCAGGUACUAUUAUCAAAGGGGUAUUUUGGCCAAAGUGGAAGGUCAGCGCUUGGUGUAUCAGUUUAAAGAAAUGCCUAAAGAUCUUAUAUAUAUAGAUGAUGAGGAUCCAAGUUCCAGCAUAGAGUCUUCGGAUACAUCCUUAUCUUCAACAACCACUUCAAGUAGGAAUCAAGCAAGCCGUUCAAGAGUAUCUUCAAGUCCAGGCAUAAAAGGAGGAGCCACUUCUGUUCUAAAACCAGGGCAUUCUAAAGGGGCGAAACCCAAAGAACCUGUGGAAAUUGCACAGCCAUCAGAAGUUGUGAGGACAGUGCAGGCCUCACAGUCUCCAUAUCCUACCCAAUUAUUCCGGACUGUUCAUGUUGUACAGCCAGUACAAGCUGUCUCAGAAGGAGAAGCAACCAUAACCACCAGCACCAUGCAGGAAGAAACAUUAAGUUCUACUAUUCCAAGUAUUAGGACUAUUCAGGCUUCAUCCCAAGUUCCAGUGGUUGUGUCUCCUGGUAAUCAGCAGUUACAUACAGUAACACUCCAGACAGUGCCACUUACAACGGUUAUAGCCAGCACAGAUCCAUCAUCAAGUGCUGGAGCUCAGAAAUUUAUUUUACAAGCCAUUCCAUCAUCACAACCCAUGACAGUACUGAAAGAAAAUGUCAUGCUACAGUCACAGAAGCCGAGUUCUCCUCCAAUUGUUUUUAGCCCUGCUCAUGUACAGCAGGUUCUUACAAGCAAUGUUCAGUCCAUCUGCAAUGGAACGGUGAGUGUGGCUUCAUCUCCCUCCUUCAGUGCUACUUCUCCUGUGGUGACCUUUUCUCGAAGUUCACAACUGGUUGCUCACCCACCUGGCACUGUAAUCACUUCUGUCAUCAAAGCUCAAGAAACAAAAACUCUUGUGAAAGAAGUGAAAAAGGAGGUUGAAGAUGAUUUGGAAGAACACACAGAGAAAACUGAGCAGCCGCCACAGCCCUAUGUGAUGGUAGUAUCCAGUUCAAAUGGAUUUACCUCUCAGGUAGCUAUGAAGCAAAACGAGCUCUUGGAACCCAAAUCAUUUUAAUAUACCAAAAAAAAAUGGAUAAUUUUUUAAAUGGAACUGCAAACUAUCUGAUUAAACCUAAGAUAAACCUGCAGUUUCCUAAUUUUAUAAUUGCUAAAAACAAUUUAAUUUUGACUUCGUUAGAUGAGGAAAUCCUAGGUGUUUCUCUUUAUUCUCCAAAUGUUUCGGAAUUCAAUUUUGAAGGAACAGGCAUUUUAUACUAUGAAGACAUUCUUCUUGCGAUUUUUUUUCCAGUUGCUAUAUCGUAAGCAUUUUUAGAAUUUCUUUUCUAAUUUUACAUUGUAUUAGUUUUUCUGCCUCUUUUGUAAAUACAAUACUUAUAUAAAUCAACAAGAAAUUUAUGUAGGAACUAUUUUCAUUCCACUUAUGUUUAGUUUUGGUUCUUUCAAGUGCAAGAAAUUUAUUUUAUACUUUGUCAAAAUUAUGUCAUUUAGAUUGAUUUUAGUUGGCCACACUGUAUAACCAUGAAUAUAUAAAAUAACAUUAAAAAUUGGAAUGUAUACAUGAUACAAAUAUCUGAACCUAGUUCUGAAUAAUGGUUAGGGAAUUGUUUUUCUGCCAAGGGCCAUUUUGAUAUUUAUAUAUCAUCAUCCUUGUACUAUACAAAAUUAAUGUAAGCAGAUGGGGGCUUGCCGGCAGUCACUGGGCCAUCUUCUGUCAUGGAACAAUUGAUUUUGAAGCUUUACAUUGCCUGUAGGCUGGACAUUUCCCACCCUUAUAAAAGCAAUGGCCUAAGUGGCUUUCCUGCUAACUAGCUGUGUAAUCUAAGGCAAGACAUUUUGAUCUUACGGGGCUUUAGUUCUUUCAUAAAAAGGAGUACAUUGGACUAGACAAAUUGAUCUCAAAUUUCUUUCCUACUUCUCAUUUUUAUGAUUCUAACACCUAUAUUUUAAUAUUAUGUCAAAACAUCAGAUUAUUUCCUAAAUAAAUAUAAAUAUAGGUAAAAUAUUGUAGAAAAAUAAGUGACCCUCUUAAAAUUCAUUCUUAACUCUUUGUUCAUUAGCAUUUUAGUCCACUGUGUACUGUGAUGUUAGUAAAUUUAUAUUACUGAGUUCUGAAUGAUAUACUGCUGUUCUGAGAAAUCAAGGCUUCUACGGGCCAAGAAAAGAACUUGAGUUUUGGGCUAAUCUGGCUGAGUAGUCAGUUGUUAUAAAAGCACAAUUGGAUUAUAUUUUGGAUCAUUUUUUAUUGAGAGUGAGUGGAGAGGGAAGUUGCAUACAAAAAAACAUAUAUUCAAGUUUCUGAAAUAAGUUUUUAGAUUAUUUUUCAACUGUAUAUAAUGUACAUUUAAUGUCACAAGAAAAAUUGUUAUCUGAAAAUUUUCUAGAAUAGCCAAGAGGAAUUUUUGUAGAUGAAAAAUGAUUAUGUUUAGAGGUCUAAUGUUAUAUGUUUUCAUGUUACAAACUGAAUUUGUAUUUAAACAAAACUUUAAAUUUUGGAAUCCUCUAAACGGUUUUGUAUCUUUAUUAUUAAAUAAAUCAUGUAAAAGUUC